AUGAGACUCAGCACUACCGCCUUACAAAACACUGCAAUACGACUACUGCCGAACCGGCAAAUCAGCACCUGGUUUCUACCGAAGUACAAACUGUUUAGUGAAAUCUAUCGCAAAUUUAAACCUUCAUUUUUGAAUCACUACGCUUUCAUAGAUAAUACCAAAACGGUACACUUUUCCAAGACUGAAAACCCGGGGCUUUUAGCGCAAAGAGAUGGUCCAAAUAUACUCGAUCAAAUUUUAAAAGCAUCAUCGAGUGACUCUCGAUACGAGCAACAUGUAGAACCGUUGAUUAACUACAUUGAUCCUGUAAAGUUGCUGAAUGAAGAGCUCGCGUGCGUAUCUAACGGACUCACCAACUUGGAGCUACGAGUUACAAAUGAAGAAGGCAAGGUUGUAUUUAUUGAAACCGAUCUCCUUCGACGGUUAGGCAAACAAGCCUAUGCUCUUGCAUUAAUAAACCAGUUUAAAAUUUUCCAAAACAUGGGAUACUUGUCAAACUCAGAGACAGAUAUAGACUCAGAUAUCACCUGGCUACUAGAUAACAAAAUCAUUUUGGAGUUUAUGAACUUGAAUGGACUAUCGAAAUGUGUCUCGAUGAACAGUGAACUAUUGAUCAAUGAAUAUCUCAACAACACUGAAUUCGAAGACAAAAAACGAGUUGUGCUCAAUGCCACAACGAUCGGAAGCUUUUACACUUUGAUUGGGUUGACUCGUGUCAGACCUCGACCGGGGCUGCAAGACUUGAUGAAUAAAAUAAUCAAUGGUAAACGAGGUGUGUUUAAUAUAUUGAAGCAAAAUGCUUGA
Messenger RNA from Lodderomyces parapsilosis, 804 nucleotides. RefSeq lists its product as uncharacterized. The record is from RefSeq and is a predicted model, not a curated record. Bases 1 to 804 code for a protein of 267 amino acids. NCBI's taxonomy places the organism in Eukaryota, Fungi, Ascomycota, Pichiomycetes, Serinales, Debaryomycetaceae. The transcript has a single exon.